This is a messenger RNA of Bubalus bubalis (water buffalo), 4385 nucleotides long. It is a transcript of the gene SRCIN1, whose product is annotated as SRC kinase signaling inhibitor 1. The record is from RefSeq and is a predicted model, not a curated record. Gene Ontology annotation, biological process: regulation of dendritic spine morphogenesis. NCBI's taxonomy places the organism in Eukaryota, Metazoa, Chordata, Mammalia, Artiodactyla, Bovidae. The coding region runs from base 256 to 4062 and encodes 1268 amino acids. The transcript is spliced from 18 exons. Gene Ontology annotation, cellular component: postsynaptic density; actin cytoskeleton; cytoplasm.
GCACCGGCGGCGGCGGCUGCGGAGGCGGCCGGAGGAGGGGAGAGCCCGGGUGGGUGGGAGUAGGGGACCGCCCUCCCUCCCCUCGCCCGACGCGCGACCUGGGGCUGGGGGCCCCCGCGCAUACACCUGUGGCCGCAGCAGCCAAACUACUGGAGUUUCAAGACCCGCAGCGCACGCCACACUCAGGGAGCCCAGCCUGGGCUGGCCGACCAGGCGGCCAAGCUGUCCUACGCCUCGGCCGAGUCACUGGAGACCAUGUCAGAGGCCGAGCUCCCCCUAGGCUUCAGUAGGAUGAACCGCUUCCGACAGAGCCUGCCCCUCUCCCGCUCAGCCAGCCAGACCAAGCUGCGCUCACCAGGGGUGCUGUUCCUGCAGUUCGGGGAGGAGACUCGGCGCGUGCACAUCACGCACGAGGUUAGCAGCCUGGACACGCUGCACGCACUCAUCGCGCACAUGUUCCCGCAGAAGCUCACCAUGGGCAUGCUGAAGUCGCCCAACACAGCCAUCCUUAUCAAAGAUGAGGCUCGCAACGUCUUCUACGAGCUGGAGGACGUCCGGGACAUCCAGGAUCGCAGUAUUAUCAAGAUCUAUAGGAAGGAGCCACUCUACGCCGCUUUCCCUGGCUCACACCUUACCAACGGGGACCUUCGGAGAGAGAUGGUGUAUGCGUCGCGGGAGUCGUCGCCCACGCGGCGCCUCAACAACCUGUCGCCGGCGCCACACCUGGCCUCAGGCUCGCCGCCGCCGGGGCUACCAUCGGGGCUGCCGUCGGGCUCGCCGUCGCGCUCGCGCCUCUCGUACGCCGGGGGGCGCCCGCCCUCCUACGCCGGCAGCCCGGUGCACCACGCGGCUGAGCGGCUGGGAGGCGCCCCCGCAGCCCCGGGAGUUAGCCCGAGCCCCAGCGCCAUCCUGGAGCGGCGCGAUGUGAAGCCGGACGAGGACCUGGCGGGCAAGGCGGGCGGCAUGGUGCUGGUGAAGGGCGAGGGCCUCUACGCCGACCCCUACGGGCUGCUUCACGAGGGCCGCCUGAGCCUGGCCGCGGCCGCCGGCGACCCGUUCGCCUACCCGGGCGCCGGAGGCCUGUACAAGCGCGGCUCGGUGCGCUCGCUCAGCACCUACUCGGCCGCCGCGCUGCAGUCCGACCUGGAGGACUCGCUGUACAAGGCAGCGGGCGGUGGCCCGCUCUACGGCGACGGCUACGGCUUCCGCCUGCCGCCCUCGUCGCCGCAGAAGCUGGCCGACGUGACCGCGCCCCCCGGCGGGCCCCCGCCGCCGCACAGCCCCUACUCGGGGCCGCCCAGCCGCGGCUCGCCGGUGCGCCAGUCCUUCCGCAAAGACUCGGGCUCCUCGUCGGUCUUCGCCGAGAGCCCCGGAGGCAAGACCCGCAGCACCGGGGGCUCCUCGACGGCCGGAGCGCCCCCUCCCGAGCUCUUCCCCGGGCCUGGGGAGCGCCCGCUCGUUGGGUUCGGGCCGCCUGCGCCAGCCAAGGACACUGAAACCAGGGAGCGCAUGGAGGCCAUGGAGAAGCAAAUUGCCAGCCUCACAGGCCUGGUGCAGAGUGCCCUACUGCGAGGUUCGGAGCCUGAGACCCCCAGUGAGAAGAUCGAAGGCUCCGAUGGAGCAGCCACCCCCUCAGCACCCUGUGGGUCAGGCAGCCGGAGCAGCGGGGCCACCCCAGUGUCCGGCCCUCCCCCGCCUCCGGCCAGCAGCACCCCUGCGGGGCAGCCCACUGCCAUCAACCGUUUGCAGAUGCAGCUGCACCUGCGUGGCCUACAAAACAGCACGAAUGACCUGCGCAGCCAGCUUCAGCAAUUGCGAAAGCUCCAGCUACAAAACCUGGAGUCGCUGCGCGCGCUGCUGAAGGGCACGGAGGCGGAGCUGAGCAUGCGCGUGUCGGAGGCGGCGCGGCGGCAGGAGGACCCGCUGCAGCGGCAGCGCACCCUGGUGGAGGAGGAGCGGCUGCGCUACCUCAACGACGAGGAGCUCAUUACCCAGCAGCUCAAUGACCUGGAGAAGUCGGUGGAGAAGAUCCAGAGGGAUGUGUCCCACAACCACCGACUGGUGCCCGGGCCCGAGCUGGAAGAGAAGGCGCUGCUGCUGAAGCAGCUCGGGGAGACACUGACUGAACUCAAGGCUCACUUCCCAGGCCUGCAAAGCAAGAUGCGGGUAGUGCUGCGUGUGGAGGUGGAGGCAGUGAAGUUCCUGAAGGAGGAGCCCCAGCGCCUGGAUGGGCUACUCAAGCGGUGCCGGGGGGUCACGGACACCCUGGCCCAGAUCCGAAGGCAAGUGGACGAGGGUGUGUGGCCACCCCCAAGCAACCUCCUGAGUCAGUCCCCCAAGAAGAUGACGGCCGAGACGGACUUCAACAAGAGCUUAGACUUCGAAAUGCCACCCCCUAGCCCUCCGCUGAACCUCCAUGAGCUGAGUGGGCCAACCGAGGGGGCCCCUCCAGCCCCCAAGGCGGGCAACCCCACCAAAGGCCUGGAUACUCCUGGGAAGAGAAGCAUGGACAAGGCUGUGUCUGUUGAGGCUGCUGAGCGGGACUGGGAGGAGAAGCGGGCAGCCCUGACCCAGUACAGCACCAAGGACAUCAACCGGCUACUGGAGGAGACACAGGCGGAGCUGCUGAAGGCCAUCCCUGACCUAGACUGUGCGAGCAAGGCCCACCCAGGCCCAGCCCCCACCCCGGACCACAAACCCCCCAAGACCCCCCACGGCCAGAAGGCAGCCCCCCGAACGGAGCCCAGUGGGAGGAGAGGUUCAGAUGAGCUGACAGUGCCCCGAUACCGCACUGAGAAGCCCUCCAAGUCCCCACCGCCACCCCCUCCCCGCCGGAGCUUCCCCUCCUCCCAUGGUCUGACCACCACACGCACUGGAGAGGUCGUGGUCACCAGCAAGAAGGAUUCGGCCUUCAUCAAGAAGGCCGAAUCCGAGGAGCUGGAGGUACAGAAGCCCCAGGUGAAGCUGCGCCGGACUGUGUCCGAGGUGGCCCGCCCGGCCUCCACGCCCCCAAUCAUGGCCUCUGCCAUCAAGGAUGAGGACGAUGAGGACCGCAUCAUCGCAGAGCUGGAGGUGUUUGAGAGAAGCUCAGUGUCUCCCCUCCCCCCCACGCCCCGCCGCCAGCUGAUCCCCACCUUGCUGUCCCCCCCGGACCUGGGCCCCCCCAGGGGCUCAGCCCCGGGCCCCACAUGGAAGGCUGCCACAGGCCCGAGGCCCUUCUCUGUCCCCCGGAUCGUCUUGACGGAAUGUGCUCCCAUCCCUCCUUCCCCACCAGAGACCAGGCUUGAGGAACCCGGGCUUAGAACAACCCCCACCCCACGACCCCGGACUCUGGCCAGCGGCCUCCUGGGCCGGGAUAAUCCACCAGCCCCGCCAGGGAUGGUGGCUGCGGCUUCCCAGGCCUGGAACAGCCCGAUGCUAGAGAAGGAAGGGGUGGCCCUGAAGACACUGGUGACAGGCGACUGCAGCCCAGAAAGAGGAGGAGCUGGGAUCCCCAGUCCUUGGGGACCUGCCCCAGAGCGGACCCAAGAACCCUCCACUGCAGAGACCCCCCCAGAGGAGACCCGCAAGGACUCUGGACACCACACCCCGCCCUGCAGUGGGGAGCGCAAGGCUCAGUGUGCUGCCAUCACCCAGCGGAUGGACAGCCUGCAGGAGACGCUCCAGGAGCUGGAAGCCACUCUGAGCCAGAUGGGCAUGGCCUCUGCCACGGGGCCCCCUGGCAGCCCCCCACCUCUGCCCCCUGGUCCCCAGGUGGCUGCCUGCCGCUCCAGUCUGUCUGUCUUCAGAGCAGGAGGGAGUCGGGGGCUGCAGGAGCACCAUGCCAGCCCCCCUCCUCCUACUAGCCUCUCUCAGCCCCACCGCCCUCCUGGGAGCCUGGUGCCAGGCUGGGUUUGCAGGCAGAGCCCCUGGCAGGCUGGGAAGCUGGCCUGCCCGGGGAUCAGCCUAACCAGCCCUGUUGGGGACCAGGGCCUCUCCCCUUUGCUCUGUAUCUGUAAACCAACAAAUAAAGUUCUUUCCCCCUUUUCCAUCCCCACACUCCCCUCCUCCUCUCCUGUCUGACUUUCUCUGUCUCUGUGGUUUCUCUGCCUGCGCUUCUGGAUCCCCAAAGCCCUUCUGGGCAGGCCUGGUCCCUGGAGUUGUUCAAGGGGGCUGGACUGGUCCAUCUCUAGGGAGACUUCGCCCCUAUCCUCCCAUUCAAAGGAAAAUGUGGGCCUGGGGCUGCCAAUCCUACUUUGUUGGCAAUUAUAAAGACCCCUGGGCUUUCCUAAUAGUGCAGUUGGUAAAGAAUCCACCUGCAACGCAAGAGACCCAAGUUCGAUUCCUUGGUUGGGAAGAUCUGCUGGCGAAGGGAUAGGCUACCCACUCCUGUAUUCUUGGGCUUC